AUGUCUUCCUCUCAACCUAAAUUCUUUCCUAUCGACUCCGUGCCGCCUAUGAAGCAAAUGCCAUCCGUCUCUAAAGCCAGCACCUCGAUCGAGGAUUUCCACAAGGUGCUGGAGAAAUCAACGCGAAUUAUGGCGCUCUGUGGUGCUGGAUUGAGUGCAGCGAGUGGACUGGGUACUUUCAGAGGUGCAGGAGGCCUCUGGCGUAACUACCAGGCGACCAGUUUAGCUACCCCACAGGCGUUCAAGAAGGACCCUGGGCUUGUCUGGCUUUUCUAUUCUUACAGGAGGCAUAUGGCGCUGCAGGCAAAGCCGAAUGCGGGUCAUUAUGCUUUAACUGAGCUAUCGAAGAAGCUGCCCGAGUUCAUUACCUUGACGCAGAAUGUUGAUGAAACCCCACCCACUAUCCCGGUUGACGACCUCCCCAAGUGCCCAGAAUGCAAGACAGGUCUGCUCCGUCCUGGAGUAGUCUGGUUCGGCGAAGCACUUCCCGAAGAUACCAUCGAGGAGAUUGAUACUUGGAUUGCAGAGAAGCGCGUUGAUCUCUGUCUUGUGAUUGGUACCACUGCCACAGUACACCCUGCCGCGGGAUAUGUCGAGGAAGCUAGGCAGGCGGGAGCGAGAAUUGUGGUGAUUAAUAUGGAUUCUGAGGAGCUAGGGGCUGCGAGUGGGUUAAGAAAGGGAGACUUCUUGUUUGAGGGAGAUGCGAGUACGAUAUUGCCGGAUAUUUUGAAGCCCAUCAUUGGGGAUCUGGACUUGAAGGGCGGUGUGAAGGAUGGAGCAGAUACAUAG
This is a messenger RNA of Lachnellula hyalina, 789 nucleotides long. RefSeq names its product NAD-dependent protein deacylase sirtuin-5, mitochondrial (gene SIRT5). The record is from RefSeq and is a predicted model, not a curated record. The coding region runs from base 1 to 789 and encodes 262 amino acids. The transcript is spliced from 3 exons. Gene Ontology annotation, molecular function: NAD+ binding. Lineage: Eukaryota; Fungi; Ascomycota; Leotiomycetes; Helotiales; Lachnaceae.